AUGUUCGAUACACCGCCACUUAGAAUCAAAACCGCAGCAGUGAAACGACUAACGAAAGACAAGCUCGUUUACGAGAGGGAACUGAGAGUACAAGAGGCGAAAUUAAAUAGGUUUCUAGCUGACGGUUCUGAUGACGCCGAAGUGCGACAUCAGAGAAAAAUACUUGAAGAGACUAAAUUUAUGGUACCGGACACUCAACGCAGACUUUUAGUUGCCUGCAAUGAACUCACCACCGUUUUAGGCAAUUUCACCGAAUUUCAAAACAUUCCUGAAUACCUGGAGGCCCAAAAAGCUUUGGCUGAUGCCAGAAGACAUCUGCCAAAGCAAGAAGAAUUACACCAUAUGUGCUAA
Aethina tumida (small hive beetle) is the source of this 351-nucleotide messenger RNA. Its product is annotated as tubulin-specific chaperone A-like. The record is from RefSeq and is a predicted model, not a curated record. Gene Ontology annotation, molecular function: beta-tubulin binding. NCBI's taxonomy places the organism in Eukaryota, Metazoa, Arthropoda, Insecta, Coleoptera, Nitidulidae. Gene Ontology annotation, cellular component: cytosol; microtubule cytoskeleton. The transcript has 2 exons. Bases 1 to 351 code for a protein of 116 amino acids. Gene Ontology annotation, biological process: post-chaperonin tubulin folding pathway; tubulin complex assembly.